Molecule: messenger RNA, 1455 nt
Organism: Malassezia japonica
Lineage: Eukaryota; Fungi; Basidiomycota; Malasseziomycetes; Malasseziales; Malasseziaceae
Exons: 2
Coding region: 1-1455 (484 amino acids)
Cellular component (GO): membrane
Source: RefSeq, a predicted model, not a curated record
AUGACGCUCGGGUGGGUGGGGGUGCUGCUGGUGCGCGGCGCGCUCGGCGCGAGUGCGCUACUUGCGCUACCCUGGCUCCUGGGCGAGGUCAACUAUGUGUCGCUCGAGCCCGGAACUAGUGCCGGGGACUCGUUCGCCCUACCCCGCGUGGCCCAUGCGCGUGCGCGGUCCGAAGGGCGCGCCCAGGAAUACGUGCUCGCCGUGCGGCGCCAGCUCAACAUUUCGUCGGCCAUGUUUUGUGUGGCGUUCGAGGAGAGUGUGAUGCUCUUUGCGCUCGUGCUGCUAGAGCACGCUUAUGGAAAUACGCCGUGGAUUGCGGCCAACUGGCGCCUGUCGCUCCCCGCGGUGCUCGCGCUGAUCGUGCUGGGCCUACCGCUUGGCGCAUGCUUUCUUCUUUGCUUUCGGCACGGGAGCAGGUCCGCGUGGCUCACGACGCGCAGUGCCGCGACCUCGGCGCUGUUCGUCGGCUGGUGCUGGGCGUUUCUGCGCGUGCCGCUUCCCUCGACGGUCGUCCCGUCGACGGCCGGCGUGCUGGGCUCGGUGCUCGCGCGCACCGGCGUGAUUGGCAUCACGCUCAUUGCCGUGCUUUCCGGCAGCGCCGCGGCCGGCGCCAUCUGCGACUCGUACGAGCUGAUUACCAUCCGCCAGCGCCGGCGCUGGCGCGAGUGCGACGUGGCGUCCGCUCAAGCGUCGUUCGACCGCGCGUGUAGCGACCUGCAUCAGAGCCAGGCGACCGCCGCGCAACUCGCUGACGAGCUCGCACAAGGCGCGCCGCGGAGCGCGUGGCGCUUCUGGUCGCGCUCGGCCAAGGACCGCGAGCUGGCUGCGCUCCAGACCGAGAUCAUCGGCCUCGAGGCGAUGGCGACGACAAUGCGCAGCGAUCUUGAGAUGCUACAGGCACACGAGCGGCGCGCGCGCUACCAGCGCACGGCGCUCGGCAAGCUCGUGCUCGUCUCGGGCCACGUCUUUUCCGUGUACUGUGUCUUUCGCGUGGCGCAGUGCAUGCUCAAUCUGGUGUUCUUUGGCUACCGCGGCACGUCGCCCGACUUUGUCUCGACGUGUCUCGCGCACGCGAUGCGCAUGCUCGGCGUCGACAUUGACGUCGCGCUGUGGGCCCCCCGCAUCGGCUUUUUGUUUGUCGGCGCGCUGAUUGUGAUGCGCAUGCGCGUCCUUCUCGGCACCCUCUCUGCACUUAUCCGCUCCGUGUCGACAGGCAUCAGCGCGCAGCUGCUGGUCCUCUUCACGGCGCAGGUCCUAUGUAUCUAUACACUCGCCGCGCUCAUCCAGCUGCACGCGAGCGUCGGCAACGCGCGGGCACACCCCAGCGCGCUCCUCGCCUCCCUCCCCGAGUUCCAGCGGGUAUUUGGCGCGCUCUUUGACGGCGUCUUUCUCCUCGCCGCGCUCCUCACCGGCGCCUAUAGAUGGUUCGCCUGGCAGGCGGACCUCGCUUCAUAG